Molecule: messenger RNA, 1050 nt
Organism: Effrenium voratum
Lineage: Eukaryota; Dinophyceae; Suessiales; Symbiodiniaceae
Source: the annotation of a GenBank genome assembly
AUGAUCGCUGCGCCGGCAGCUGCAGCGCCCGCUGCCACUGCGUUGCUCACCUGGACGGCAGCUGCUGCUCCGCUCAGUCGGAAAGGCCCCACGGCAGCCUGGAGCACCGCAUCGGCGCGGACAAUUCCCCUCAUUGCGCUGGCGGCGUGGUGUUCGCGGCAUCGACAGUGCAAGAGACCGCACAUGGCUGCAGUUGCCACGAGAUCCCUCGUGAAGGAUUCAGGGCUGCUGCUCAUUGAGCACCUGAACCUGAAUGUGUCGAGUACGCCAGUGGCUCUGGAGUUCUACGAGGCUCUGGGCUGCCGCCGCGAUGCACGACGGCCCAUGACGAAGACGCUGCACAGCAACUGCGGUGCUCUGACGCAAUUCCACACGCCUUCACCAGAAAACGAGGCCUUCAUUGCAGGCGCGGGGCCCCAGCAGUGGCGCGGCUGCAUCGAGCUGCGCUAUGCAGAUGUGAGCCAGCUGCGGGCAGCCGAGGAGCGGUUAAGGCGGCUGCAGGAGCAGGAGCACUUCCGCGAUACCUGCCUGGCUGUGGAGUGGCAAGAGGAUCUGCAGGAGCUGAGGCUCCGCGGGCCCUACGGCAACUCCUUCCGCUUGUCCGUGGCCACCGAAGAGCUGGCGGCCGGCCUUCGGCCGGGCACCGGCCGUCCCGGCAGCGAGGGGUGCCAGGUGCUGGGCAUGGCGGCGCUCACGCUGCAGGUUCCCGUCGGUGCCGCGGCGCCCGGAGCGAACUUCUACGCCGAGAUGCUGGGCUGCGCGGUGGAAGAGCGCCCGAACGGCGCCUGGGCAGUGCUGGGCGGCCCGAUGCAGGUGCAGGAGCUCCUCCUGGAGGAGCAGGAAGGCUGCACUGGCAAGGAGCUUGGCGAGCACAUGGCCAUUUAUGUCCGAGACUUUGAUGCGUGCUUCGAGCGGUUGCUGGCACGAGGACUGAUUUGGGUGAAUCCGCGCUUUGUGCACCUGGACAAGUCCACCACGCUUGAGGAGGCGCAGCACUACAGCUGCUUUCGCUUCAAGGAUGUGGUGGCAGGGGUCCCAACGGGAACUUGA